AUGUCCGCCUUAGACUACGCCACUUUAAUCUUACACGACGCCAAAUUAGCAAUCACUGCUGAUAACCUCGUUGCCUUAUGCAAUGCCGCUGGUGUCAAAGUUGAAAAAUUCAAAGCUGAUUUAUAUGCUAGCACCUUAGAAAAGAAGAAGGUUGAUUCAAUCUUAUCCGUCAGUGCUGCUGCUGCUGCCCCAGCUGCCGCUGCUGCUCCAGUUGCUGCCGCCGCCGCCGCUCCAGCCAAGAAAGUCGUCGAAGAAAAGAAAGAAGAAUCAGAUGACGAUAUGGGUAUGGGUCUCUUCGAUUAA
Messenger RNA from Dictyostelium discoideum AX4, 303 nucleotides. RefSeq names its product 60S acidic ribosomal protein P1 beta (gene rplp1B). Gene Ontology annotation, molecular function: structural constituent of ribosome. The coding region runs from base 1 to 303 and encodes 100 amino acids. The transcript is spliced from 3 exons. The record is from RefSeq and is a predicted model, not a curated record. Gene Ontology annotation, biological process: translational elongation. NCBI's taxonomy places the organism in Eukaryota, Evosea, Eumycetozoa, Dictyosteliales, Dictyosteliaceae. Gene Ontology annotation, cellular component: ribosome.